AUGAUUUCUAAGAACCUCUUCGCCAUUGCCUCCUUCGCCCUGGUUGCCCUGGCCGCCUCGGUCCCGGGCCUGGCCCUGGCCAAGGAGAACGGCGGCGACGGCAUGGCCCACCACGGCCACCACCACCACGAUGGCCACCACCACGAUGGCCACCACCACGAUGGCCACCACCACGCCACCUACAUCAAGGCCAGCGGCCACCAGGAGAAGUCCAAGACCAAGAGCAAGACCAAGCAGAAGGACUUCAGCCUCGGCAUCAAGCACGUGCACCACCACCACCACGAGGAGAAGCCCACCACCAAGCCCACCCCGAAGCCCACCCCGAAGCCCACCCCCAAGCCCACCCCCAAGCCCACCCCCAAGCCCACCCCCAAGCCCACCCCGAAGCCCACCCCCAAGCCGGUGUGCACCUGCCCGGAUGGCUCGGCGGCCGUGUGCUUCGCCAAUGUCAAGCAGUGCGAGAACAACACCAACCCCCUGUCGGUGGCCAAGCCCGAGUCCUGCCUGUCCAACGGCAAGAACAUCUACAUGUGCGCCAGCGAGCAGGGCAAGUGCCGGUCGCUGCCCACCUGCGAGCUGGUCAACUCCGGUGUGGCCGAGCAGGACCCCCACCUGAAGGGCUUCAACGGGGCGGACUUCUAUGUCGAGGGCCACGCCGGGCGCUCGUACAACAUCAUCUCCGACGGCUCGCUCCAGGUGAAUGCCCAGUUCACGCGGCUGAACAACCUCAACGGCACCUACAUGGGCCGCGUGGGGAUCCUCCUCGGCACCGAUGCCAUCGGCUUCGACCCCUCCUUCGGGGCCUUCCUCAACGGCAACCCCAUGACCGACGGCCAGUCGGUCACCCUGCCCGAGGGUGAUGUGGUCUUCGACAUUGUGGACGCCCGGCCGCGCAUGGUUGUCCGGACCCGGUCCUGGCAGAUGAUCGCCCGGGCGGUGCUCGAGCGCGGCAUGGUCGACGAGGCGUACGUCAACCUGCACGCCAGCGUGGUCGGCACCCCGUCCGACCCGCACGGCCUGCUCGGCCAGACCGCCCGGUUCCUGAUCGACGCCUCGGCCCCGGGCCCGAAGGACGUCGCCGGCAAGGACUUCCAGAUCGAGGGCCACGAGGAUGACUACGAGGUGACCGACGGCCUGUUCGGUGUCAAGUUCCGCUACAACAAGUACUCGCCCAACGGCGCGGCCAAGGGUGCCGCCAAUGCCGGCGCCCGCCGCCGCAUCGGCUCCAACGCCACCCCCCCGCGCAAUGUCCCGCGCACCGUCCCCCAGUUCGAGGCCACCGUCGACAUGUAA
Messenger RNA from Fonticula alba, 1293 nucleotides. RefSeq lists its product as hypothetical. The transcript has a single exon. The coding region runs from base 1 to 1293 and encodes 430 amino acids. The record is from RefSeq and is a predicted model, not a curated record. NCBI's taxonomy places the organism in Eukaryota, Rotosphaerida, Fonticulaceae.